CAUCGGAGUAUGUUAUGUAAAAAUCAGAUAACUGGCCAAACCAUUUGAAGGAUGGGAAGUUUUGAAGAUGUUAUGCCUCGGGGAGCAUCACACAAUAUGCCUGGUGUCUUGGAAAAUGGUCUUGUUCCCUAUGUCCAAAGCACUGGAGUUGACAAAGAACGCCUGUUCAAAGCUGUUAAUCUUCAGAAAAAAGGUGCUGAAGUUGACUUUGCAAAUGGGGAAAAACUGUUUUUCGAUAGAACUACCUCAAAUCCUCUAAAAGUUGACAAACUUGGAGACAUUCCAAUUCCAGUUUCUGUUAAGGAUAUUCAAAGGCUUAAGGAAAAAUCUGAUUUAGGACUGUAUGGAAAAGGAUUAAAUAGCUUUUACGACUCCUCAAAAAGAUUGGCCUUACAAAUUGAUGCUUCAAAACUAACCUCAACUAUUAUCGAUGAUCUCAACUUGCUGUCAAUGGUUAUGCGUCAUCUAGACCUGCCUUCUGAUUUGAUGAAUGUUCAAGCAAAUCUUCACCAAUUGAUUUUAUAUGAAUCAGAUGGCCAUUACCAGUGUACCUCAGAGUCAGAGAAAGAAUAUGGUUCGUUUGGCACUACUGUUCUUCAGUUACCCGUGGAAGGUGGUCAUGAAGGUGGACGUUUCAAAGUGCAGUAUCGAGGAGAAGAACAAGUGUUUGACAAUCAUCAAGACAGCGAUCGAUGUUUUUACGCAUCGUCUUUUUAUGGAAAUUGUCAGCAUUCAAUGGAACCCAUAACAAAAGGAGCAAAAUUGACGUUAGUCUUUGAUCUUGUUUGGACAAAUGCCAAGAAUAUAAUUCCGCAAGAUUUCCCUGUCUUUCUUACCGCCUUGAAGGAUAUUAAAGAAUCUCUCCCAACUUGGAUUCGUAAUCGAAGAGGUCAUAAACAAAACAAAAAUCCCAGAAAUGACACGUUGCCAAACGACGCGGACGCAUCAUUUACUUUUGAAGCCUUAACAGUCGCUUGGUCGUCUGAAAAUCAUUCAACCGAAAAACUUGAUUCAAAUUCUUUGCUGUUGGAAGCUGAAGAAAACACUUCUGAAAUUGUAAGCACGGAAGGUGCUACCUCUAAAUUGUCCGAAAAUUGUAAUGAUAAUCAUCACGACCAAACUCAACAGCAAACAUCGUUGGGCGUAUCGAUUCAGGAUGGUGUAUGCAACACGGGAGUAAAUGCUUGUAACGAGGAUCAAGACGAAAAUCAAGACGAGGAAGAUUCUGAAGUGAAUGAAGUCGGGACUUUCAAAGAAAAUGUUUUGUACUUUGUUCUCGAAGGAAAAUAUGUCGAAGAUGAUUUCACGUUUCGUCGACUCCAAAGAAAAGAUCGGGAAUUGGCGCAACUUCUUCAAUGUUGUGGUUUUCUCGACACACAUUUAGCUGUGGUUACCAAAACCGUUUCCACAACUCGCACUGACUAUGAUCCGUAUGAUUCAUGUGGAUGUAGGGACGACUCUGAUCACGAGAAAAGAAAAUCUACCACCAAAAUUUCGCGAUGGAUAGACUCAAAAGAUGUUUCCAAGAAAUUGAGCAUGGAUUUAAAUUGGAAGAAGCAGUGUGUUGGACCUCUUAGAAACUUGCCUACAUCAGACAGCGAAAUAACUGACUCGGAGGAUGAAUUUGGAGGAUGUGGUUAUUGGAAUACGACCACUACUGAAGAACAUUCAUACUAUUUUGUAUUGGUUAUUUGGCCUAAGCAUCAAUCGGUUCAAAUGUAUUGUCGCUAUGGUCUUCACGCACUUCUAGAACACAUGGAAGUUAAAAGUUCGUCAACUAGUUGGCUUAAGAAAAACCAACAGAAUGCUACUGAGAAUUUACGAACGAUCAUUUCUUUUUGCUCCGCUGAUCCUUGGAAGGUGUGGACCCAAACAAGAUUAGCAAAAGGUGAAUUGACUCAAAGAUUGCUUCGUCUUUGUAUUGUUUUUCGAGCGCGUGAGGAAGGUCUCAGUCUCUUGAAGAUUAUUGCAUCCGAUUUUCCCUUGCCACAAGAUCGAGUCAGCAGCAUGCAAGGAACUUUUGAAGGUAUCCAAACAGAACAAGUUGCUAAGGCGAUUGCUGAGUUGGAAUGUCUAGUCAUUGGUUGGAAGGAUUCCGCUGAUCUAAUUCAGAAAAUGAUUUCUCCUGAUCGAAUCGUCCAGCAGCUGGUACCGAUAAUCAGUUUAGCUCAGCACUUGUUGAACUUUCAUUGCUUAGAGGGAGCGGUAUUAGUUGGAGAUCGCAUUUUGUCCUCAUUGAUCAACUUUAACAAGCAGCAGACCCAGAGGUUAAAACAAUCGGAAAUCCAAAGUUACGUUGAGUUUAUGAUUUCGUUGGAAGAAAAUGCCAAGACUGCAAAUCCUCAGAGAGCCAAGUCGUUUACAACUCUAUUCUCAAAACUGGAAUCCUCAAUUCAGUGCAACCUGGUUCUGGAGAUGGAAGCUCAAGUUCGUUCACGGUUCAAGAACUCGGUAUCUUGCAACAACAUGUUCCAGGAAUUGUGCAAAGCCCUGCCUCUUUGUGAUCUUCGUUCUCCGUUUAUUAAGGAGAAUGCGAUAGUUGAGUUGAUGUGCUGUUACUUCAGGAUUGGAAACGAAGAAUUGCUUCAGACUCUGAUAUCUAAAAUUUUCCACGUUCCAGCCAACCCUGGAGAAAACAAUUCUCUUUCUUCGGAGGAAGUUUUGAAAAAAGUUAUUUCAUCCCCACUAAUAUUGGAAUUGGCGUUAUCUUCUGAAAUAGGCCUGUCUGUUGUGCUAUCGCUAGUUGAUAAACAGCUAAUUUCUAUAACGAUCCAGCUCCAACAAAUUCUUCGAGAUAAGGCUCAGUCGCCAGCAAACGUUAAUAGAUUGUACCAGCGGAGCGAAAGUCAACUACUCCUUAGUUUAUCGUCCUGUCUUCGAAUUGUAAUUCGCGUAGAAAAGAAUUCCAGCAACUACACUGCGCAACGAUCGUCGUCAAUUUCAUCACUGCUGUCGAAGCUGAGUGUCCAGCAGCUAACCACCGUCUUGAAUGAUAUAUUUAAAUCAAGCUCCAGACAUUUGAAAAAACUUUCGUCAACCGCCACAAUUAUUCGUCAAAUUUGCGAUCUCCUGAUUUCGCGAUUGAAUGCAAAAACGUCUUUUAUGCUUAGCAAAAGCACUAUUCUUCAGACGGUAAAGGCCUUAAUUGAGGUGAACGACGAGUCACUUACACAAACUUUGUUCAAGCAAUUUUGCGAAAAGGAUGGAAUAGGAAUAUGGAGCAAACAAAACAAAUCUGGCUUAUUCCGCGAUAUUCUUUCUUCCCCUGACGUGUGGGGGAAAUUGGAUUCCACAUCAAGGCAGCUAAUCAUGAAAUCCUGUGCUUCGCUUAUACAUUCUCGGAUUGCGGAAAUUAUCAAAUCUCUGAAUUCCCUUACUGGAUCUACUACCACCCAAAACCAAUCUUUACGGAAACUAGUGAUCGAAGGCAUAGUCGAAUGUGUUCAACUUUUCUUUUGGGGAGAGAAGAACAGAUUUGAUUUAGAACAAAAGAUCACCGCCGAAGCCUUUCAACCACUUAUCAUGAAACUAAAUUCUUCUGUACUUUUGGAACUUGUAUUGCAGCUCUACAAAUCGGAGUCUGAUGCCCGUCCCAACAUCAAGAAAUUUCCCAUCUGCAUGGAUUGGUAUCGCACCAUAUGCAGAAUCUUGUUCACUGUGGAGUUUGUGUCGCUUGUCAACUUUGAAGUAGCAACCCGCAUCGUUAAUUGCCUCUUGUGGCUUGAAGAUGAAGAAUCUUGGAAACAGUUCACACAGAGUGUUUGCAAAAAUUUUCUUUCAUGGCGAGGCAAUCUUUUUGUGCAAAUCUUGUUGAAGGAUCUUUCUAUCCAGCGAGCACUUAAAGAUUUCGCUCCUGCUUUUGCUGCUUUCGUGCACAUCGUAGACCACUGGGCUCAGCGCACCGAAAAGCUGAAAGAACCGGCAUUUAGCUGGCAGCAGUCCAAAGCCGUUGUACCGAAUUAUCCUGAAGUCCAAGCCUUUCUUCGUUCACCUCAAGAGUCUAUGGCCUACAUGAAAUUUGGUGGAAUUGCCGAGGCUCGUCGUUUGGCCAACAGUCUUAAUGCCCUGGGACAGUCUAACAAUUUCAGUGUUUCAGUUACUACGUCUGGAAGUGGAAAAAAUUCUCGGUGUGACAUUGUGAAAAAUCGAAAUCACUUUGAACGCAGAGCACGAGAUUUUUUUAGCAGGAAAGCUGAAUUGAUUGAAUUGGUAAAACUUCGUAACCGCCUCGGACAAGAAAUUGCUCAAGCGGAACAAUUGGCUGCUGCGAUUUCUUCAACACCAAUUAUAACUGACGAGGUCUGUGUCGUCCCUCCACCUAAGCGUCCCAAGCUCGACAUACCUGUAAUUGAACUCGAAUGAAGACAUGUUUUGUGUUGUUUUAUUUUUUUUUAACUAAGAAUUCUUGUUUGAUUUCAUCAGCCAUUCAGUUUUAACUCAGAAUGUAUUUUUGUUUGAAUAAAAACUUCACUCGUUGUCUUUUCUAAA
Messenger RNA from Daphnia pulex (common water flea), 4488 nucleotides. RefSeq lists its product as uncharacterized. The transcript has 5 exons. The coding region runs from base 52 to 4362 and encodes 1436 amino acids. NCBI's taxonomy places the organism in Eukaryota, Metazoa, Arthropoda, Branchiopoda, Diplostraca, Daphniidae. The record is from RefSeq and is a predicted model, not a curated record.